CUCUCCUCACUGUAAGUUUGGCUGUAAGAGGGAGCGCGUGGGAGUUUGUGAAGGAGUGUGUGUGAGUGAGAGAGAGAGCGCGUGCGUGACGUCAUGCCGACCUCGAGCCCGUGCUGUAUAGACCACAGUGGAUUCUCCGUAGAGUUGUGCCAGUCUGUAUGCCACCCUGUGUGCCACCCUCUGUACUGAUGAGGAUCGUUCGAUCGCAGGCGCGCGCGCGCUGAUCCACACAUGGCCUGAUGACAUCAUGUUCCUCUUUUGCUCCCCUCCUUCCCCAUUCCUUUCCCUUCUCUUUCCCCUUCUUCUUUUCGUCAGUUUUUUCCCCCAUUCCCUUCUUUCUCCCCCUCUUUCUCAAUCACCACUUCGGUGGACAUCUCCCCAGGACCCCUGCUACCACCUGGAUGGACGACCACGCCACUGUCUGUCGGAUUUCAUCAAUGCUGCCUAUGGAGUUCCUGUCCACGCUGAGGAUCUUCUGCAAGGGACUGAAAGGAACAUCACUACACUGACAGACCUCCAUAAUCCCCAUAACCUGACCUGCUGGACGCCUUCUGAAGAUUCAGCUGCUGGCGACUGGACCUUUACUGUGCCCCUUGGCAGAAGAUUUGAGGUCACAUAUGUAAGCCUGCAGUUCUGCCAACAGGCUGAGCCUGCCAGUCCUUUCUCGAUCUCCAUCCUGAAAUCAAUGGAUUACGGACGCAGCUGGCGUCCCCUGCAGUUCUAUUCCAGUGACUGCAUGGGGAAAUUUGGCCUUCCUGCUCAAUCUGUUGCUCUGACGAGGCACCAGGAGACAGAAUCUUUAUGUUCAGAUCCAAGGCCUUUGCAGAAACACCGUGGUGGAGUCGUUUUGGCCUUUUCCACUUUAGAUGGCCGCCCCUCUUCUGCUGAUUUUGAAUACAGUCCUGGACUUCAGGACUGGGUGACUGCCACUGACAUCAGGAUAGUGUUCCACCAAUCACAAGAUAAAGCAGUUCAGCCAAAACAGAAGCCAGGUAUAGAGAGAGAGGGGUCUCUGACAUGGAAGCUCACGGGAUCACAGGGUGAAGUUGUGACUCAAGCUGAGAAAGCAGGAGUGGAAAAUGUUUUGGGGGUGGAAGAGACAAAUACAGAAACCAAGAGUCUAGAAACAAAGCUUCGCAGGAAAGAGAGCAAAACAGAAAAGUCACGUAAGAGAAAUCGCAACAAGAGUUCAUUACAAGAAAGGGGACACAACGUGACCCGCAAACAGACAGAGACUCAGGAAGGCAGAGGCAAAGGGCGAAACCGCAAGAAAGAUGCACCCAAUUGGAAGCCAUGCCAAGACGGUGGAUGUGGCUGGACAGUGGAAGGGCAGGGGCGGGGCACUAAAGGCAGGGAGCUGAGGAGAAGAAGAAACAAUUCCAGAAGUGAAAGGACACGAUCCAAAAUAAGAAACAAGGCCACACCCCACCUCCCUCCGUCUGGACUCUCAGCUCCAUACAGACUGCCUCUUGCUCUGUCUGACAUCCAGGUGGGCGGCAGGUGCAAGUGUAAUGGACACGCCUCCCGCUGUCGCCGUGAUGACCGGGGUCAGGCAGUGUGCCAAUGUGAGCAUCACACAGCAGGAGUUGAUUGCGAUGUGUGUAAGCCAUUUUAUUACGAUCGCCCAUGGCAACGGGCCACCCCUACCCAGACACACCCUUGCAUCCCAUGCGAGUGUAAUGGCCACUCAACAAAGUGCAGAUUCAGUAUGGAGGUGUUUCAGCAGUCUGGGCGGGUCAGCGGAGGAGUGUGUUUGAAGUGCAGGCAUCACACAGCUGGACGCCACUGCCAGUUCUGCCAGAAUGGAUACACACGUGACCUGAGCAAGUCCCUCAGCCACCGCAAGGCCUGCCAACCCUGUCAGUGCCAUCCACUUGGAGCAGUAGGGCAUUGGUGUAACCAAGCUACAGGGCAGUGUCUGUGCAGGGAUGGGGUGAUGGGCCAGAGGUGUAACCGCUGUGCUCCAGGAUAUAAACAAGGCCGUUCGCCUCUUCGGCCCUGCAUUCGCAUCCCGGAGGUUGUUCCACCAACCCCAGUCUACCAGCCCCAGUAUAGCAGAGGUGAGGAGUGUGUCUCUUACUGCCAGCCUUCUCAAGUCAAAGUCAGAAUGAACCUAGAGACAUUCUGCCUCAAAGACUAUGUCCUGAAGGUCCAGGUUAAAGCUAAGGAGCGCUCUGGUCCCUGGUGGCAGUUCUCUGUGUGGGUGCAGUCGGUGUUCCGUGUUGGAUCCCAACCGGUUAAGAGAGGCCUACAAGCCGUUUGGGUUCCUGAUCGUGACCUGGGCUGUGGCUGCCCUGCCCUUCAAGUAGGCAGGACCUUCCUCCUCAUUGGUGCAGAGGAGAACAGGAGAAGUUGGGCUCCAGGAGAGAAGCGCCUGGUUGCUGAUCGCUCCACGAUGGCCCUGCAGUGGCGAGAACACUGGAGCCUCAAAUUAAGGGGAUUUCGUGGGCAAGACAGCAGAGGGAAGUGCCCUCCACGUACAAACUCCACAAUACAAACACUGUCUCACCUACAUGCACACGAGGAAUACGUACCACCUCAUAUUCAGAAACUGCAGCCCAAGACUUAUCCUGAGCCACGCAUUCACCACAAACCAUCAGUAGAACCUGAAGAAACAGUCCACACACACCAUACAGACAGUAGUAAUACUCCAGACACACGUGUGGAUACCAAACACACCUAUGACACGGAAGGGCGUCGCAGUGAACCUAGAGAACAUUCUGUUAAAAAUGUUCUACCUGCAGACUUGUUAAUACAAGGUACCCAGAAUUCUGUACAGGAACCCCAGAAGACAGCCUCAACCGAAGCUCCCGAAACAACAAGUUCACUCAAAAUGCUUCAGUACCUUCACAGCCCAACAGCUUGCCCAACAUGGCCGCCAGGGGCCUCGGUCAUGUAUGAACAGAAGGUAGAAAGUUCAGCAGAAACAGAGGGAGGAAACUAAACUAUGAAACUAUAAACUAUACUCAAGAGUAUGGCUCCAAUUGUAAGCAAGGGUAUACAUGUAUUAUCUGAGAGCAUUGAAUGUCCUUUUUUACAAAACAUACAGCUCUGGAAAAAAAUAAGAGACCACUUAAAAAUUAUGAGUUUCUUUAAUUUUACCAAAUUGAAAACUUCUGAACUAUAAUCAAGAGGAAGAUGCAUGCUCACAAGCCAUCAAAAACACUGUAUACGACUGGUGGAGGAGAGCAUGCCAAGAUGCAUUAAAACUGUGAUUAAAAUCCAGGGUUAUUCCAGCAAAUAUUGAUUUCUGAAUUCUUAAAAACUUAUGAAUAUGAGCUUGUUUGCUUGUUUGUUUCGGCCAUUUCUCAUUUUCUUUGCUAUAAAUAGCUAAAUUAGAGAAACUGAUUCAGAAACUGAAGUGGUCUCUUAUUCCUUUCCAGAGCUGUAUGUUGGGUUGGUGAACAUUCAACAUCCUAAUCUUACAAACAAUCUUUUUGCUUUCUCUUGACAGUAGAAAAGCAGUAUAAACUUACUUUUUAAAUUCCUUGAUUUUGAUCGAAUUUCCUUGUAAGAUAAGAUAAUCCUUUAUUAUUGCCAAAGUAGGGAAAUAUUUUCAAUAAUUCAUUAUUUGUUCACCAUUAUUAUUACCUGUUAAAAACUGCUACAACUGGCAGGCCAGUUUUUGGUACCUAGACAACAACAAUAGUGUACAGCAUCCACUAAAAUGCUCUCUAUGUUUAUUAUAUUUAUAGAAACAUUUAGGGGAAGUCUAUGGUGGAGAAACUAAGUAAAACAUUACCUUUUUGGUUAACUGAGUAGAUAAGCUGAGAGGAGACAUGGUGUUUUUAGUUUCUGGACUUAGACAUGAGAUUUAUGUACCAGUAUAUUGCAAUGUGUGCAGUAACUGUAAAAGCAGUAAAUGACAGUGAUGCUUUUACAGCUUUAUAUCAAGUCUUAUUACCUGUGAAAUCUUUUCACUUACUACAUCACUGAGUAGUUAUAGCUACUCAGUAUCCAGUGUCUGUGUCUGAAUUCUGUGAUCAAAAUGAAAUAAAAUUUUAUUUAUUGUAUCUGUUACCUUAUAUAUUUAAUACAUGUGUUAGUUUCAAUACAUGUUUAAACUUAAUCUGACUAUGGUUAAGGUAGAGAUUAUAACUUGUAAUGUAAGUAUUCAGUUCAGCUGGUAACAGCUGGUCUCACAGAGCUUAUUUUGCCUCAUUAAACUUGUAUCUUUAACUUUU
Astyanax mexicanus (Mexican tetra) is the source of this 4184-nucleotide messenger RNA. RefSeq names its product netrin 5 (gene ntn5). Gene Ontology annotation, molecular function: protein binding. NCBI's taxonomy places the organism in Eukaryota, Metazoa, Chordata, Actinopteri, Characiformes, Acestrorhamphidae. The record is from RefSeq and is a predicted model, not a curated record. The transcript has 7 exons. Bases 248 to 2944 code for a protein of 898 amino acids.